Molecule: messenger RNA, 486 nt
Organism: Acanthoscelides obtectus
Lineage: Eukaryota; Metazoa; Arthropoda; Insecta; Coleoptera; Chrysomelidae
Source: the annotation of a GenBank genome assembly
AUGCAACCUAUGGAUGUUGCUGUGUACGACCCACUGAAAACUCAUUUUGAAAGGGAAGUCAAUAUUUUUCAAAAAUCUCACCUCGGUCGCAUCACCAGUACGAUGCAGCUAGGAUUGCUAGCACCAGCUUUUCUCAAAACUGCUGUGGCCAUCAAUGCAGUGCAUGGAUUUGAACGACCUGGAAUUUGGCCUAUAAACAAGCACGCUUUUGGUAAUCAGCAUUUUGCACCAGCCGAGGUACUUGUAGGUACAUCCACUUCGAGUAGUCAGACUGCAACUUUGUCCUCACUGGGAAUAAUUGCUUUGCCUGAGUCCGCGGUUCAAGCGUCACCUUCAAUUGAUUCUCACGAUCAACCCACAUUACCUUCAUUGGCAAAUGCCACUCAACAAUCUGAUUCCGUCCUCAGUCAUAUUCAAGAAGGAAAUACACCGAUUUUAGAAUCGAUUAAUCCUUUGUUUCGUCGUCAGAUGAAUUUGAAGUUUUAG